AUGCUGUCUCGAUUGAUCGACUCAGCGAUCUGCCGGACUCAGUCCUCUGUCACAUUCUCUCUUUUCUCUCAACUCAUGACUCAGUGGCAACCACCAUUCUACGUCCCCAAUUUAUAUUUCGACUCGGAAGAUGAAAAAAUCAUCAACAGGGUUAUGCUGCUGCGCAAAGUGCAAACAGUUCAUACUUUUCAUCUCGACUGUGAAAUCUACCGCAGCGCCUAUCAACUGGAGACGUGGAUUGCCUUUGCCGUUAUUCGCGGCGUCCAAAAACUCGAUCUUUGUCUUCAAGAUGAAGAUGUCUUUCCUUCUUUACCUAAAUGCCUCUUCACCUGCAAAACCCUAGUUGAUUUGAGGCUCAAUUCCUGCGGUGUAAUACCCCUAAUUGGUGCCGUGUGUUUGCCUCGCCUAAAGAUUCUUCGUUUAAUCUGCGUUCAAUUUGAGGCCGAUGAGUCCCUCCCACACCUGAUUUCUGGCUGUCCAGUUGGAGAUCAAUGCCCCCACGCUCGAAUAUCUCCGGAUAAAUCACUGUUGUUGCUAUGCAACGUCAAGUGGCUAACGUUAGAUUUUUCACAAUGUACUGAGAUUAUUAUUGAUUCAGUAAUCUCUGCUUGGACUAUAAGUUUUCGUAGUUUAACUGAACUCGUUUUGACUGCUGAUUGCUGUUUUCUCUCAAAGUUCCUCGAGAUUGCUGACAAUCUUGAAAUCCUUACAUUCGAAUUCAGUGAGCCUUGCAUUUAUAGCUGGGCGGAACCACCACAACAAGUGCCCACAUGCCUAUUAUCAAAUCUGAGAAUUAUAAAGCUUCUCGAUAUUGAAGGCAAAGAUUACGAGUUUGAAUAUAUAAGAUAUCUUUUGUUGAAUGCGAAAGUCUUGGAGAGGAUGGAAAUAUCAUAUACACAAUGCCUUGGUUCCAAUGAAGAGAUUAAUAUGCUAAAGAAGAUCUCUCUUUUUCAACGAGGAUCCACUGCAUGUGAAGUUGCAUUUGUAUAG
Messenger RNA from Erythranthe guttata (spotted monkey flower), 990 nucleotides. The record is from RefSeq and is a predicted model, not a curated record. Lineage: Eukaryota; Viridiplantae; Streptophyta; Magnoliopsida; Lamiales; Phrymaceae.